AUGACGAUAUCGUUACUAUCACCUGCUCAUAAGUUCUUGGGAUUGGUUGAUGAGAGCCUUAUUAAUUGGUGUCCCACCUUAAACUUGAUUACGGUGGUGAUCAAUAAGACUUCUGUGUGGGUAUAUCGAUUGAAUGGAGAACGGAUUUAUUCUGUCAAUAAUAAAUCACCAAUCCUUUCCAUAACAUUUAUGAAGAAUGGAUUAUUCUUUUGUUUAGCUGGUGUGGAUGGUAAGAUAAAGAUAUAUGAUUCUAAUAAUGGGAAGUUAAUCAAGAUUCUUAGUUCAACGUUUGAUCAGAUCAAGCUCAUUAAUUGGAAUUUUCAUACUUAUAAGAGUUAUCAUAAAUUCGAUGAUUUAUUCAAAGUCAACGUUUUGGAGAAUCUUCCUCUGUUAUCAUCUGAAGUAGGUGAUAAUAUUGAUAUCAAUAAUAACUCAAAUGAUCUUAAUUUCUUAACAAUAAUAGAUUCCCAGCGGUUAUGUAUCAAUUUCAAUAAUUUACUCAUAAUAGAUGAUAUUUCAUUAGCUUCCAACAUAGAGUUUAAAGACCACCUCAAUAACAAUGAUUUAUUCAAUCAAUACUUCUUAAUCCAAAAUCAAGAUCAUGAUGAUGAUAGUCUUCAAUUAUUACAGUGGAACAUUGCCGUGGAGAAUAAAAAGAUUUUAAUCGAUAUAAUAUUGAAAUUUUGUAAAAUCAUAAAUUACUUAAACUACAUUGAUAGUCAAUUACAACAAUGUCAUAGCAAAGUCACGCCAUUCUUACAGUUAUAUGAUAGAUAUUUAAGUAACUUGAAGGAUUCAAUAGAAGAAGAUGAUAUCAUGAUUUAUUUAUUUGAUUUAUUAUUAACUAAUUUAAUUCCCGAAGAAACCAAGGAUUUUUGGUUGAAUCAAUUUGGUGAAAGAGGAUAUAAAAAAUUGAUUAAACUAGGGUCAAAUAUGUAUGAUGGUCUACGUGAGGUGUUGUUUAUUCAAAUUGUUUCAUGUUUGGAAAGGUUGUGUAUACUUUUCAAUGACUUAUACUCAAUAUCAAAAUGGUUAAAAGAUUCAAAUUCGAAUGAUGACACCUUUGGAUUAAAUCCAUUAAUCAUAAAUGGUUUAUUAAAUCAUAUCAAAGUGUUUUUAAAAAGAAUUUAUAAAUUGAUUUGGAUCAUUAAUAAAGAGCAAGAGUUGUUUAAUAAUUUUAUAAAUUGGAUUAAAAAUGACAUCAUUGAUAAGAUACUUCUGAGUACUGGUAAAGAUUGUGUUAUAAAAGAACAUGAUAUCAUAUUAUAUUUGAAUAAUCAUUGUUUCAAUAGUGGGAUAUGGCAAUAUUUUGAUUUAAAUUUAUCAGAUUGUGAUAUUUUACGAAAUGAAUCAAAUCCAAAACUCUUAGUUGAUUCAUAUAAUCUAUUGAAUACUGAAUUUAAUGAAAAGCUUCUUAUUCCAUUUAGUAAGUAUUUUAAAUCACAUUUAAAUUUCGAAUUUGCUGAUUUUCCUAUUAAAUUAUCAUUAGAAAGUAAAUUACAUUAUAUUAAUGAAAGUCAUAGUAUUAUACUUACAAGGAAAGAUUCAUCAUUACAGAUAUUAGAAUUUUCCUAUUCAAAUCCUAUAAAAGCAAUUACAAAAGAAUUAAAUUUCAAUCAACAAAUCAAUAAGGAAAUCUUAAGUUAUCAAGUUUAUGAUAAUAAGAUUCUUAUAUUAUUAAAAACCGAAAUUGGUUAUGAUAUAUCACGAGUUAUAAUUAAGAAUUCAAAUGAAUUUGAAAUUGAAACUGUAUCGUGUAAUUCUGGAACCAGACUUCCUGAUCCUCAGAAAUUAGCCUUAAAUGCCGAAUUUGGAUGUAUCUUAGAUGGGAAUAAUCAAAAUUAUAUGGUAUUUAAACAUUGA
Messenger RNA from Scheffersomyces coipomensis, 1863 nucleotides. Its product is annotated as anaphase promoting complex subunit 4. Gene Ontology annotation, biological process: anaphase-promoting complex-dependent catabolic process; protein K11-linked ubiquitination. The record is from RefSeq and is a predicted model, not a curated record. Lineage: Eukaryota; Fungi; Ascomycota; Pichiomycetes; Serinales; Debaryomycetaceae. Gene Ontology annotation, cellular component: nuclear periphery; anaphase-promoting complex. Bases 1 to 1863 code for a protein of 620 amino acids. The transcript has a single exon. Gene Ontology annotation, molecular function: protein binding.